Messenger RNA from Candidozyma auris, 924 nucleotides. RefSeq names its product RNA-binding RNA processing protein RPP1 (gene RPP1). Gene Ontology annotation, cellular component: nucleolar ribonuclease P complex. Gene Ontology annotation, biological process: tRNA processing. NCBI's taxonomy places the organism in Eukaryota, Fungi, Ascomycota, Pichiomycetes, Serinales, Metschnikowiaceae. The transcript has a single exon. Gene Ontology annotation, molecular function: RNA binding. The record is from RefSeq and is a predicted model, not a curated record. Bases 1 to 924 code for a protein of 307 amino acids.
AUGUACGAUUUGAACGUGCCGUGGCCCCUGCUGUCAUAUACAGCGCCGCCGCUGGCCGCUCAGAUGACUAACCUAUGCAACACUUUGGCCAUGCUCUACUCGCUUGGCUAUAGGUAUAUUGCCAUCAACUUUGUUGUGCAAGAAACUGUGAAGCUUCCGUUGAAUAAUCCUGAUAAACUCAAUCCUAUACCGAUUGAGACGCUUCGAAAAAAAAUGAGCAAGUAUGAGGGGCUCCGUUUGUUUACGAGAAUCACGUUGGUGAUCACGGAUCCGGCGAAGUGCCAGAGCAUUCUGAAGCUUAAUGCCUCCUUUGCGUUUGACCUUAUCUCGGCGCAGCCAACUACAGAGAAGGCCCUUCAGCUCACGACAACAAACCUAGAUAUUGAUAUUGUUUCAUUGCCAAUGGCAGCACGAUUGCCGUUUUUUGUAAAACACAAGACGGUGGGCCAGGCGUUGGAAAAAGGCAUGAAGUUCGAGAUCUGCUACCUGGGGCUUAUAUCUGGGCCGGCCAUGUACGAGCUGUCCUUGGUAUUGGGUACCACUGGCCAUUUGAGCAGGAAGAACUUCAUUGGUAACGUACUUCAAGUAAUAAGAGCCAGCAGGAACCGAGGACUUGUAUUUUCCAGCGGUGCUCUGGAACCAAUGCAUGCACGCAACUACAGCGACAUUUUGGCAAUCAUGGAUACGCUAGGAUUAAAAGUUUCCAACGGAAAAGAUGGUUUUGUGAGAAAUCCAGAGUUGGCACUCAUGGCUGGGCGCCUUAGAAUUAAGUCGAACAAGCAGACAGUGAUGAUAGGUAACCAGGGUGGAGCUGAGAGAGCCUCUGCGGCCAUCAUCGACGAAAUCACACCCAAAAAGUUAGAGUCUACAAAAAGAAGCAAGAACGACCCCGACACUGCCCCUGCCAAGCGCAGGAAGCAGUGA